ACAAAAAGUGAAGAAAAAACACCCUAAAUAUGUUUAGAACAACUAGGGCUGGGCAAUACGGACCAAAAAUAAUAUCUCGAUUCACUUAUACACACAAAUCUCCAGAUAGCCCACUAGGGAGAGCAGGAGGGCUUGUUAAGUUAACCCUGGUUUUCUGUAGCAGAAGAAGAGAAAGUUGGAGUCUGAUUAAACUAGUAACGAUCCACAAGUUAUUGUUUUCAAAGUUGUUUUCUCACAGAUGGGAAACAUAUGCCUGUAAGUAUGAAUUGCAUAGGCGUAUUUAAGACCAGCUGUGUUCAGCUCUCCUCACAGGAAGACUGCAGAGUGACACUGAGAAGUACGAACAGACGGUUAUCCUCACAUUUGACUUCUCCACCAUGAAGACGCUGACUGUGUCUCUGCUCGUGUGCACUACGAUUGCUCUCAUCCAGGCUUUUUUUCUUCCAGAUUACCAUCAUCAAUACCCGACACAGAAAGACACUCCAACAGUGCAACCUGCUAAUACAGAGGGCAUGUUCGGUGGCUGGGCUCCGUGGUGCCCAAGUGGAUGGAGUAUGCACAGUCAACAGUGCCUCCUCUUUGUUCCAACAAAAAUGACUUGGGAGGAGGCCAAGAAAAACUGUGGGUCUCGUGGAGGACAGCUUGCAUCUGUGUAUAAUGACCUUCAGGCUGAAGAGAUACGUAAGGAGACGCAGCGUUCUGGAUAUAAUCAUGGACAAUUUUGGGUUGGAGGACAUAACACUCCAGAGAAUCCUUCUUGGUCCUGGAGUGAUUAUAUGGGUGUUUCUGCUUUUGCUGACUUUUGUCGUGAAAAACACGAGAACCACUGUUUGCUGAUAGCUUUGGAUGAAGGAAGUAGAGAAUGCUUGGAUGACAUGAAGUGUGAGACUAAGCUCCCAUCUGUCUGUGGCUAUAUUAUCAUGUGAUCUCUCAUCUAAUGCAGUCCAGUACAUCAUCAAUCAAAACACCGAUGUCUCUCUACCACUGUGUCAUUCUCCAUAUUCCUAUUCCUAUUAUUUCUGCUUCAAAAAUAUGUCAAAUUAAAAUUUCUGCAAAUUAAAACACUUAA
Molecule: messenger RNA, 1069 nt
Organism: Archocentrus centrarchus (flier cichlid)
Lineage: Eukaryota; Metazoa; Chordata; Actinopteri; Cichliformes; Cichlidae
Product: type-2 ice-structuring protein-like
Exons: 8
Coding region: 378-926 (182 amino acids)
Source: RefSeq, a predicted model, not a curated record